UUGUCCCCAGUGUGUACAGUGACACAGCAGUGUAGCUGGGGAUGAGCGUAUUGCAUACAGCUUCAAAGAGCAAAAGGAUCACACCUGUAUUUCUACAGGUCUACCUCUAUUUGAAUUCCGAAAGCAUUGUUACAGGUGCCAAAUGCCAUCCCUUCAGAGACAAAGAACAUGAUGCUGAUGGGAAACCACAUAUUGAAAAUAAACACCAGGACAUUUCCGAGGUUUAAGAGUAUUGUUUCCCUGGACUGUCCUACAGCUGGCUGCACGAAGUAGAAGGGAACACAUUCACUUACAUGCACACUCUGGAGCACCUGACUCUUCAGCAGCACCACUCUGUGCUAAUGGUGGGAUCCCAGGCCUUCUACCCACUUUAUAAGCUGAAGUCUCUGAGAAUCGGCAAAAUCCAAACACAAGACAUGAAGACUAUAUUCUUUGAUCUACGAAAUAGCCAGCUGGAUACUCUGGGUCUGUACAGAAUAGAUUUUGAGACAAUGAGGAAGCCCAUGUUUGAGGACGUUGGCCAGUGCCCCCUGAAUACCUUGGAGAUAUUUUCCUCAUCCAUAAACCUGAUAGAUGACUCUGCCUUUUCUGAUCUGAAGGACUUGAGAGAGCUUCUGGUGAAAGAGUCCUCAAUAAAAACCAUUCACCCGAAUGCUUUGAUGAAACUGCAUGCCCUUGAGUCCUUGACCCUAGAGGGGUGUUCCCUGGACCAGGUGCCACGUGGUGUCCUGUAUUCCCUGACCAACCUGCAGGUUCUUAAUUUAAGAAGAAACAUGCUGCAGACCCUCCCAGCAGAGCUGUUCAAAUACAAUGGGAAGUUGCUCCACAUCGACCUCAGUCUCAACCGUCUCCAGACUCUGCCCGAAGGCAUCUUCAGACUCCCGUCCACUCUUUACGUGAACCUCAGCGGGAACUAUUUCACUUGCGACUGCAGCCUGGCCUGGGCUUCUUUCUGGGUGAAGUCCUUGGGAAACACAACCAAUGCAGAGGAUUUCAUGUGCUUCGCCCCUGUAGAGCUUCGUGGCAAGCAUUUGAAGGAUUUUAAUCCCAUAUGCAUUCCUGAAUAUGUAUGGUAUAUUCUCAUAGUCAUCCUCGGAAUGACUGUCUUGUCGAUUGUGGUUGUCCUGCUUUAUGUGUACCGUUGGAAGAUCUACUAUCAGUGGUACCUGCUGUUGUCCAAGAGGAAAGACACAGAAGUCUGGGAGAACAACCCCAGGUUUAAGUAUGAUGCUUUUGUUGCCUACUGCGAGAGGGAUUUUGAAUGGGUAGUCCAUGAGUUGAUUCCUAACCUAGAGAACAAUGCCGGUCUUCCGAACAUGAAAUUGUGUGUGCCGGACAGAGACUGGGAGCUGGGAGGCAACAUCCUGGACAACGUGGAGAGCAGCAUUCAGAGAAGCAGGAGGACCAUCUGUGUGAUAUCCACGAACUUCCUGAAGAGUGAGUGGUGCAAGCUGGAAAUGAGCCUGGCACACAUGCAGCUCUUCUCAGAGAACAGAGAUGUCUUGGUUUUCGUAUUCUUGGAGAAGAUCCCUGUUGAAAGGUUGUCCCAGCAGCAGAAGCUCCGCAGGGAAAUGUGUAAGAAAUCCUGCCUCGACUGGCCGGGAGGAGAAACAACUGCUCAGAAAGUCUUUUGGGAGAAACUCAGAUCUCUCAUUUUCAAAAACCCUGUGGUCCAACAAAUUUAAACUAAAUGAAAAAUCUACAGUGGUUCAUUAACAACAGUGGCAAAAAAAAUAGAAAUGUGUUAUGUUAAGACAAUUGAAACCAUUAUCCCAGGAUAAAUUAUAAAACAUAAAUAAGUGGUUAUAAAAAUAGCAUAAAACAAAAAUAUAACAUAACUUAUGCAAUGUGAAAGUGCUUUGAGUGAAACAGUUCAAAGUGUCGCAGGUGACGCUGAACUAGUUAUUCCAUAUAGUAAAACAUUAGACUCUAUUGCAUGGAGGAUCUCAGUAAGCUACAGUAAAUGGUUCAUCAAAUGAAACAGAUUCAGUUAUGUUAAGUUUGCUACUGAUGUGGAAAAGAACAGUAAUUGGAUACCAGAAAAUAUGAAUAACAGUGAGUUUUGGCCUCCUUCAGUGUUCUGGAUGGAAGUGACUCUGUGCGAACAGAAGGGAAUGUACAGUAACAAUGUGUACAGAUCCAGAACUAUUGUACAUGGUGCAGAAUUAACCCUGACACACAAAUUGAAACAUAAUCCUCUUGUUAUGUGUGCAUGUAAUAUGUGCCAAAGCAAGUCAUCAGUGACUGGGCCCAAACUUUGUCCAGCCUGUAGUCAUUUAGCUAAACACUGUAGAAUCUUGUUUGAAUGUAAUGAUUCUGAAGGAAUUUCUUUCUCUCAUCUAAAUGUAGAUCCAAAGGAUAUUAAGAGGAUUGAAUGCAUAAAUUGUGAAGGAGGUCAUUUAGUGAAAUGGGCUCAUCUAGGUAAAUUGGAAUGUGUAGAAGGUGUCCCAGCUAAACGUGUCCAAGUAUCUUGUAGGUACGAAGUGAGAUGGCGUCUCACACCUGUGAUGCUAAACUUUGGAUAAAGGGGCCUGUUGUCGUUUUCGCAGAACCAACCAGAGCUGAACCCGGCACAGAAGUUGAAUCCUGCUGGGAACGCUGAGAUAUGCAGGACAUGGACUAGGCAAUUUCAAAUAUGGAAUGUAUUAUAAAAUGAAGUGUCAAAGAUAUUAGGAAGGAUAAAGAAAGAGUAUCCUUGUACCACCAGUAGGUGGCUCUCUUGCUCCAUGAAAUAGGUCAGUCCUCACUUGUUUGGAAUUACACAUGUAUUCAAUCAAAUACUUGAUAGUCUGAGAAUCCCUAAGAAAAUAUAUAUAAUGACCGAUUUACCACUAGUAUAUCUAAUCUUCAGAAAGCAUGACGCUUGAUAAAAAGCACCAUUCCAGCUAAAAGUGAACGUUAAUCUACAAAUUUAUGUCCUAAAAACACAAGAUAAGAAGAGACUCUUUAUGACCAAAAGUUUAACUAACAAGCCAGAGGUCUUGAGAAAAAAUCCUGUCUCGGCUGGAUUUUGUAUGAACAAAGGGUCGAGCCUAGUUGAAUGCAGUUAUACUGGCCUAUAUUUGGAUUUAAAUCCUCAAAAGGGAUUCACCAAAAUAAUAUUAUAGCAAUUGAUAAACAGAGGUAAAUUAAUUGAAAGAUUAUCUUAUAAUGAAACAGGUUCAGUGCUAAUUGAAACUGUUUAUAGUUCAUAACACUUAUUUCAUAAGAUUAGUAAUAUGUUUCAAGUAUUUGCUAUAAUGAGAAAACAUAUUAUUUAAAACUGACAAGUAUUAUUGCUUGUUCACGACUUUGCUGUAGUGAUAAGAAGAUUAAAACCUGGAGCAGUAUUCGAUUUACUUAAAUGGGAAAAUGGUACAAGUUUAUUCUUCUUUCUAUUGAACAAUAAGACUUCUAGACAUUAUGAUAUCCAUUGAAGUAUAGAAGUUAAAAGGUGUUGUGUUAUGUUUUUGUGUUAAGUUUGUAAUAAUAUACUAUAAUGUACCUUGUUAUUAAUCCACUAUACUAUUGUCUAAUGAUGUUAGAUGGAUUCCUUAUAAUGUGGUGAUUUGAAACUGCUACAGUGAAACCAGGGCCUCUCUUCUUAUCUAGAAAGAAGGAAGGUCCUUGAGUUCCACUUCAGCAGAGCUGCAAGCCUCAUAGAGAUAGGAGUGGUAAGGUUUAUGGAAUUAGUGGUUUAGCACAGAUAAGAAUAUAUCUUGAAAUAAUAUGCAAAAAGUAUGGCUUAACAGACCUUUAUAGGUCAUAAAUCUAAAAAGUGUUUGCACAGACUCUGACCUUGGAAAAAACAAGAGACUGUGGAAACUGCUAGCAGUAACAUAUUCCCAGAGAGGUACAGGUCAGAGCCUGGUCAGUGCAUCUCUUAAUGGAUAAAUAAUUGUAAUGAAAACUAUUACCACUUAAACUUAGUGAAACUAAAUGACUUGAAUAUUGUAUGAGACAAACUUUUGUCAAAUACUCUUUUAGACAAUGGUAUAUGGAAUCAAAACUGACUCAUUAACAAAAUGAUGAAACAAUAUGAAGUUAAAAGAAACACAUACCUUUAAUUUAGCAUAAUAUAAUCACUUAGAAGAGGAUGUCACAUAUUAAGAACAUCUCUCAUAUAACAUAUAAAAUUAGUGUUUUGCAUGCAGUAGUGUUUUUAUAUUAUAUUAUAAACCAAGAUCCUGGGAACCUUGGUUCACUUAACGUUUCAGAUAAAGGAGGGGCUCGGAGGAAAGCAAAGAAAUGAGAUCAUAGGUUUGGAGUUAGACAAAUAUGAAGUAUUGAAUUUAUUGAGUACAUGAGACCUAUUAAUUCUGAAAAGUUAGUCCGGAUCUUUUGAAAACUAUUAUUUGUAAAAUGGAUAAGAACUGUCCCACCUGAUUAAUGAUUGGAUUUAAUUGAGGCGUCCCAUGUAUUCCAAUGAGACGAAAAACCUAUUUAACUCCAGAGUAAUUUCAAUGGAGUACCACACUCAUCCCAGACAGGGUAAGGUGGUCCAUCUUCUGCAAACCAAAAACACAAUUGAACUGAUUUAACUCAGUUUAAUUUGCCUGGUGAAGACAGUCAUAUCCUUUUACGAUCUAUAUUAAAGGGUAAGCAUUAAUCAAUUAUUAUUUUAUCUCACAUGUAUUGCUAUAAGGGACUCACGCUAUGUUUAGAAGAUAGGAGAACAUUUGUUGAAUGUGCUGAAAAGAGGCUACUGGGUGUAUUUAGUGUCGUGGUCGUGGCCAGGCCUGCCGGCUGCACGAAUACAUAAAGAUGUAUUAAAGUGUUAACGUUAAUAUCUGUUAAGACACUGGACUGCCCAGAACGUCUGUCAGCUGGGGAUAUGAAGUAGCCUGUAGCUACUCAAUCCAAUAUUUAACUGUUAAUAAACCGAAGGAGUACUGAUCAUACUCUGAUUCGUAAAAACACUUUA
Messenger RNA from Acipenser ruthenus (sterlet), 4903 nucleotides. RefSeq names its product toll-like receptor 2. The transcript is spliced from 2 exons. Gene Ontology annotation, cellular component: membrane. The record is from RefSeq and is a predicted model, not a curated record. Lineage: Eukaryota; Metazoa; Chordata; Actinopteri; Acipenseriformes; Acipenseridae. The coding region runs from base 294 to 1685 and encodes 463 amino acids. Gene Ontology annotation, biological process: inflammatory response; toll-like receptor signaling pathway; immune response. Gene Ontology annotation, molecular function: protein binding; transmembrane signaling receptor activity.